Molecule: messenger RNA, 1369 nt
Organism: Loxodonta africana (African savanna elephant)
Lineage: Eukaryota; Metazoa; Chordata; Mammalia; Proboscidea; Elephantidae
Product: olfactory receptor 4F3/4F16/4F29-like
Exons: 1
Coding region: 1-939 (312 amino acids)
Biological process (GO): G protein-coupled receptor signaling pathway
Cellular component (GO): plasma membrane
Molecular function (GO): G protein-coupled receptor activity; olfactory receptor activity
Source: RefSeq, a predicted model, not a curated record
AUGGUUGGAGCAAAUUACUCCGUGGUGUCAGAGUUUGUGUUUCUGGGACUCUCCAAUUUCUGGGAGAUCCAACUUGCCCUCUUUGUGUUCUCCUCCAUGUUUUAUGUGGUAAGCUUGGUGGCAAACUCCCUCAUUAUACUCACUGUGACUUCCCAUCCUCACUUACACUCCCCCAUGUACUUCCUGUUGCCCAAUUGCUCCUUCAUUGACCUGGGUGUCUCUUCUGUGUCUUCUCCCAAGAUGAUUUAUGACCUUUUCAGAAAGCACAGAGUCAUCUCCUUUAGUGGCUGCAUUGCUCAGAUCUUCUUCAUCCAUGUCAUUGGUGGUGUGGAAAUGGUGCUGCUCAUAGCCAUGGCCUUUGACAGAUAUGUGGCCAAGUGUAAGCCUCUCCACUACCUGACCAUCAUGAGCCCACAAAUAUGCAUCUCCUUUUUAGUGUCAGCCUGGACAAUUGGCCUUAUCCACUCUGUGGGUCAAUUGGUAUUUGUAGUAAACUUACCCUUCUAUGGCCCCAAUGUGUUGGACAGCUUUUACUGUGACCUUCCUCGCUUCAUCAAACUGGCCUGCACAGACACCUACCAGCUGGAGUUCAUGGUCACAGCCAACAGUGUAUUCAUUUCUGUGGGUGCCUUCUUUAUACUCAUCAUUUCCUAUAUCUUCAUCAUUCUCACUGUUCAGAAACACUCGUUAGCUGGUUUAUCCAAGGCUGUGUCCACACUUUCAGCUCAUAUCUCUGUGGUAGUUUUGUUCUUUGGUCCUGUGAUAUUCUUCUAUACAUGGCCAUCUCCCUCCACAGACCUAGAUAAGUUUCUGGCCAUCUUUGAUGCAGUUCUCACCCCGUUCCUGAAUCUAAUCAUUUACACAUUCAGGAAUCAAGAAAUGAAGGUAGCAAUGUGGAGAGUAUGCAGACAGCUAGUGAGUUACAGGAAGAUCUCUUAAGGGAUGGACUGUAUUGUGAGGACUCCUCAUUGACUACUGGAGUUCUAUUGUUGAUGGUCAAACUCACAGAGAAGCUUCUCUUUGCCCUCCAUUGGGUUGAUUACCUUGACACUGUUAUGAAGUCGUUUGCUGCUUUCACUUAGGAAUGAGUGACAUUCACUUCUAAAAUUUGAGAAGUAGUUCCAUAGGAAGUAUUUAUGAAUCAAAGGUGAUAAUAAUCCUGUGCCUUAAUUCUCACGGAAUAAUACUUAUAAGAAGUAAUUAGUAGAAAUACAAAAGAGGACAGGCUUCUUUAAGGCCUUCAGAACAGGGAGACCUCUCCCUCUCUUUCUCUUUUCUUAAACAGCCAUUUGUCUCACAGGCAGAAAUUCCCAGCAGUCCUAAAUGGAGAAUUUGCUAAUAGAGUAUUGAACUGAGUCCUUUAACUGUA